AUGGAGGAGACCACCAUCCUGGAGGCCGUGAAUCGGCUGAGAGCCGACCCCAAAGGGUUCGUAGGGUCAUUACGGGGAGACCCUCCUGAGGACGACCUUGUUGAUGAUGAAAACCCAAUCGGUAAAGACGAACACAUUGAUAACGAACUGGAGGAGGGUGAUACCGACGGCAAUGCCGAUGACUCUUUCGAAGACGUUGCAGCAGCAGAGCCUUUGUUGGCAUCUCCCAGCCUGUCGGUAUUAGCCGCUGAGUGUUGUAGGGCACUAGCUCAGGACAAGAUGGAGGAUGUGGGACUCCAAGACUACCUAAGGGAUGUUUGUAUGAGUGCUGGGUAUCAGUUGGGUGCCGACUGUCAUCCUUUGGGCAUCCUCCUCCCAGCGACCCCAACUGGGGACUUAAUACAAGCUUGGCUGAGUAGUCUGCCUCCAGAAGAUCGAAUGCACAUUGUCAGUGAGCAACUCCUCAACCCCCGCUUCAAAGAGCUAGGAGCGGCUGUCAUCUCUUCUACCGAUAAUAUAUUAGCUGUUAUCAUCCUGGCGAACGGGUCGCUCCCUGUGGAGGGUACGGAAGAAGAAGAGACGACAACAACCCCGGCUGAGUUGGCUUCGGCACCAGCAAUAGGAUGGUCAGAUGUUGUGGAAGCAUCUAAGCCCGCCUCACUCCGUGUGCCGAAGCGGAUGCAUGAAUCUGUAAAGAAGCUCUCUAGGCCCAAGAUUACCGCAGAUGUAGAGGCGGUAUCAUCAUCGACUGAGGCAGCCAAGCUCGGGAUAGCGACGCCGGGUUUGGGUCCUCAAGGCUACAUCCUCAAUCGGGUUGUGAGUGGCCAGGUUAUCCUUCCAUUCAAUUUCCCAUCGUUUGAGGUACGAGCCUUCGUUUCACAGUGUGACACUAACGACGACGGCCGUGUCACCGCUAGUGACAUCAUCUGUAUGGCUAAAACUAACGGCUCUCAUCGGCCCAAGGCCCUAGCCUUGGUCAUCGCUAACAUGGAGGAUAUGAUUGCUGAUAUAGUGAGUAAGCGGCGGAACCACCCUGUGAGGACGACUGCAGCAGAAGCCCUCUCGAGCUCCGUCACUUGGUCUGAAGUGGCUACUGCUAUGAGGGAACGGAAGGAAUGGACUCGUCUUGACGAGGAUAAGGAGCAUGCUGCGAAGAAGAUAGACAAUCUCAACAAGCAUUGGGUCUAUCAAAGGGACAAAUACGCUGGUCUAUGGGUAUUGACGCUGUCCCUGUGCGGCUUCAAGGCUUUCGUGCCCAUCGGAUGUCCCACGGGCGCUCGGCAGGAAGAUGGGGGAGUUGUUGUCAAGGAGGAUGCGCCUAGCCUUUCCCCUCAGUACUCUAACCCUGAGACCAGUGUGAGGGAGAAUUUUUGCCAGCAUGAGGGCGUUGAUGUCGGGUCUCGAGGAGAGCUGGGAGGGAGCCGUUGUGGAGAUAGUGUCAGUGAUAAUAUGACAUCUCAAGACCGGGUACGGUACACUUUCGAGGCGGUCCGGGAAUUCAAUGAUCGUUAUGGCAUGAUACAGAGGAGGUCGAACAACGCAAGGUUCCAUGACGAAGGCAGCAGGCCGAUGCUAGUAGCUGGCCGCCCUCCGCUUGGGGGCACCACAGGGCGGACCCAACUCACACACUUCCACAAUAGUUGUAGUUCGGUCCCUCCCAGACGGGAGUCCACAGAUCAACACCCUCCCUGUUCUAGGGCUUACUAUGGUGUUGCUGCUUUCAAGCUGGACUCUGGCCCUUAUGAUGAUAAGAAGGCCUGGAGAUCAGUGGGUGAGGACCUCAGACCUGAUGAUCGCCUAUCAACGAUGACAUGUACAGACCGAAGGGCCACUUGGGAUACUGUCACGCUGCCCAGGAGGGCCCAACGGCAAUAUGAGGUGGAGGAGUGUUCUCAGGAUCGUUGCCGCGACCAUAUCUGCGGCCGGGCCGCGUUCCUGGGCCCAUACGGAGCUUCCUCGUCCGACUCUUGCUCUCGAGUGGACUCUCCUGCCCGUCGUGGUCCUCACGGCCCUCGACUCUACAAUAGCCAGGUCCGUCCCCAGCCUCUGGCACCGGCCGUCUCUCAGAUAGAUACCCUGCCAGCAGAGGCUACCAUGAGGCAACAGGAACGGCAGUAUGAUAGGGAGUCGAGGCAUGCAGGGCUAGGACCAGGCUUCAAGCCAUAUAUGCCCAAGGCCAUGGGACCUCCUACUAAGUACCAUAACAUGGCAACACGAGAUCUUGGGGUUGAUACUAUCAUACAUGAUAAUCCGCCUGUAGAGGCUGAUCCAGCUAGUGAGUCGGAGCCUUUCAGGACCUUUGCUAGGCCCUUGGAUGCCAGCGAUAUGGACCGUCGCAUCCCCGUGGGCCCUCUGCCUUGUUGUCAGACGCUUCAACGUCGUGUUGUUCGUAGUAGUAGCAGUACCAUGCUGUCGUGUGUGAAGUAA
Perkinsus marinus ATCC 50983 is the source of this 2427-nucleotide messenger RNA. RefSeq lists its product as hypothetical. Lineage: Eukaryota; Perkinsozoa; Perkinsida; Perkinsidae. Bases 1 to 2427 code for a protein of 808 amino acids. The transcript has 21 exons. The record is from RefSeq and is a predicted model, not a curated record. Gene Ontology annotation, molecular function: calcium ion binding.